AAUUCUUUUUUUUUUUACGUUUUAACUUCUGCUUUUUUUAUAGAACUUAGUUUGUAGGUCCGUUACCUGAAUCAAGAAAAGGGAACAGAUAUAUAUUGGUAGCAGUAGACUAUCUUAGUGGAAGGCCACUUGCUCUUGUCAUGAACUUUGCGGAUGGUGAUGGUGUAGUUGAUUUCCUUUAUCAAGACAUCUUCUGUAAUUUUGGUCCACCUAGGAAGCAACGUAUAUCAAGCACAUAUUUCCAGUAUAAGCGGCAUUCACGAUUGCAAGGAUAUUACCAUGAAUCAAAUACUAGGUAUGGAAUUGCUGUAACCUUUUUGAUGAUAAAACGGUGAAUUCUUUUGCUAAAUGGUGUAACAUCGAAAACUGGACUUCAUGGAGGUGAACACCAAAAGAAAACGGGCCGACCAUCAAGAAAAGAUCCGUACAAGAUCCCUUUAUGUGAUAAAGAAUAUACAAACAUGGAUGAAACUGGUCUAUAUUAUUCGGCAUCACCUAGGUAUACAAUAGCCCAUGCAGAUAGCCAGUCCAUCGCAGGUCAAAAAAUUGGCAAAUCAUGUAUCACAGUUGCAGUCCUUGCUAACGGCGAUGGAUCAGAUCGAGAUGCUUAUUAUAUUAAGGAUGAUUUCCAAGGUGAUGUGGCGAACAAGAUUGCGACCUAUCUUCCAACCUAUCAAAAACAUAUAAAGUCUCUCAAGGACGAUGGGUACACCGUCAUUGGUUAUAUUAGGAAGUCCCCUGAAACUGAAACUAUGGAAACCAGACAUAGAUUACUACAUUCCAUGAGCUCAAGACUUCAAGAAAGAUCAUUGGUGGAUAUGGUUUUUGCUUCUUCUUGCUGCCGUGCCUCUGAUGCGAUCGAAGAAAGGGAUCUAGAUAACAAAUCCGCGGAAAAACUUGACGUUGCUGGCGACACUCAAGAAAUGCUAACCUUCAUCAGUGGAAAGACCAAGGUAUGUCUUGUUAUUCUGGAUUAUGCUGGUCUCAGCACAGAUUGUGCUGAUCUUAGAAAGUUCUUAGGUAACUAUCAACAAAUCAAGAAAAUCGUUGUCGAUAUGUUACCUUAUACAAAUGAAGUCAAUAUGUACGACUGCAGUCAGCUUUUGCAAGAUCCCGACAAGUUAAAGGUCUUCGAUUGCCGAAAAAGGCCUACCAAAGAAGCCAUUGGUCUAGUAUAGUUUGUUAGUAUAUAUAUAUUUAUGAUAAAAAAAUAUCCAGUUUUUCUUCUGUUUUCGAGUUUAUCCAACUUCCAAUUAGUCUUUCUCGAAAUUUUUAUAAAGUUAACAUUUGAU
This is a messenger RNA of Halteromyces radiatus, 1292 nucleotides long. RefSeq lists its product as uncharacterized. The record is from RefSeq and is a predicted model, not a curated record. Bases 462 to 1178 code for a protein of 238 amino acids. NCBI's taxonomy places the organism in Eukaryota, Fungi, Mucoromycota, Mucoromycetes, Mucorales, Cunninghamellaceae. The transcript has 4 exons.